CUCUCUUUCGGGUCAAUUCUAUUAACCCCAUUUCUCUCUGUUUUCCCCUUUCUGCCCUGUUUCGGACUGACACCAACUUUCGAUAUGGUGUCUUAGGUGAUUAAUUUGGAAUUUUGUUUCUAUUUAGGCUUGUGAAAUUUCAUUGGGAAAUUUAGGGUUUGGACUAGAGAAAUUUGGGAUUUUUUUAAGAAAUUAUGGAUAGUAAUAAAGAUGAAGCUUUAAGAUGUGUUCACAUUGCUGAAGAAGCAAUUGCUUCUGGUAACACGGAGCGUGCAUUGAAAUUCAUUAAAAUCGCUCAACGCCUUAAUCAUAGAUUAUCUGUUGACCAACUUUUGGCUGCUUGUAAAAAUCUCAAUUCCAGGUCGUCCCCGGUUUCUCCUGUUGAUGAAAAGUGUGUUUCAAGUAAUGAGAAUAAAGGCGGUUCGUCUAAGUUGGAUGAGGGUUUGGAUGGGGAGAGGAGUUAUACUGAGGAACAUGUUCAGUUGAUUAGGCAGAUUAAGAGAAACAAGGAUUAUUAUUCGAUUCUUGGUGUAGAAAAGACUUGUUCGGUUGAUGAGAUUAGGAGAGCAUAUAAGAAGUUGUUGUUGAAAGUUCAUCCGGACAAGAAUAAGGCUCCAGGUUCUGAUAAGGCGUUUAAGACAGUAUGCAAGGCUUUUAAGUGUUUAAGUGAUGAUGAUUUGAGGAGGCAGUAUGAUCAAGUUGGUUUGGUUGAUGAAUUUGAGUACAAUCAGUGGCAUGAUGUGAGACAAAGGAGGAGAAGAUAUGGCCAUGAUUUGUUUGAUGAUGAUUUUGAUCCUGAUGAGAUAUUUAGGUCGUUUUUUGGUCAGGGAGAUAUGUUUAGGGCAUCUCAUGUUUACGGGACUAGAGGGAUGGGUGGCCAUCAGAAUGCAGGAGGACCUAAUUUCUUGAUUCUUCUUCAAAUAUUGCCAUUUUUGUUGAUUUUCUUGCUUGCUUUUCUGCCCAUUUCGGAGCCUGAGUACUCUUUGUUUAGGAAUUACUCCUAUCAGGUUCCUAAGGAAACCGAGAAAUUUGGAGUGGAAUUUUAUGUUAAAUCAUCAGCCUCUGAUGUGAACUUUCUCCAUGGAAGUCCUGCUCGAGCUAACAUCGAGGACAAUGUGGUUAAGGAUUACAAAUAUAUGCUGUGGUGCUAUUGCCACAUGGAAUGCCAGAAGCGCCAUUGGAAUAAGAAUUUGCCAACUCCUCACUGUAAUAAACUACAAAGUCUUGGACUUGCAUGAAUGUAAUAUUAACUAUAAAAUUGUGGCUCUUGUAUCUUCUUUAUUAUGUAGUUUUAGUGUCUAAUUGUACAUAAGUGUGUUUUAAACCAUGUAUCUCUGUUUAUUUAUUUGCUCGCUAUAUAAUAUGAUGUUACCAA
Molecule: messenger RNA, 1375 nt
Organism: Durio zibethinus
Lineage: Eukaryota; Viridiplantae; Streptophyta; Magnoliopsida; Malvales; Malvaceae
Source: RefSeq, a predicted model, not a curated record